UGAACGUUGUCGUUGCCGUCCUUGUGCACUGCAGAUGAAAACAUUACAAACCUCGGUUGCCUAUGAGUUAUAUCCCUGAAUACGCACGAUAAGUUUGACCCAACUCCACCGUCGCUAUAUCUGAUUGUGAAUCAUGCCUUCCGUCAGUGAGUACAUCAGUACCAGGCCUGGCCAGUUAAAGAUCGCCGAAAUGGUAUUAUCUCUCGCUGCAUUUAUCUCCGCGAUGAUGGCCGAAGUAAUACUGACGCCAACAAAGGGAGUGUCCAUUUACGUCUUCACAAUCUGGGCAUUUGUAUUCGCGAGCACUGUGUUUGUACUGAGCACGUUUGCUUCGGACCAUCAGCCCCGCGCGUUUCCUGUCAUAGUAUUGAUUAUUAACUGCAUGUUGACGGCUCAGCUCCUCGGUGUUGGUAUCCUGGCUGCGGUUCGCGCCUAUCAGUUCACCCUAGUCUUCCAGAUGUUUCUACCCUUUUUGAUGUCAUAUGCCUACAUGACGAUUGCCUGCGCUUGUUUCAUCUUGGCUGAUUUUAUAGUGUUUGCUAUAGACAUUUACUUCGCCUAUUCAGCCUGGAAAUCGUGGAAAUCAAGUUACCAAAACCCAUAUAACACAGGCGCUCUGGCCCAGGGGUUGCCCGCUCCAGUCCAGGGAUUCCCCUCUCCAGCCCAGGGGUUCCCCGCUCCGGUUCAUGGGUUCUCCCCUCCUGGUCAGGGGUUACCUGCAUCUCAGGAGGUAUCUGUAUGAACAUGUCCUGUAUCUUCAGUUCAUGGGCGCCAGUGCGAUAUGAGAGGCAUGGGUAGACUGAUUGUCUAACUAUAUAACGAUUGACAUGCCAACUGGGCAACUGCCCAUGUAAAUACACAUAAUUAACCCCCUGAACUCAGGACCGUGGUGCUUUGACUGUUCAUGUUGUGACUGAGUGAUUUACUAACCGCUAUACUCUGUGACUUUGUUGUGACAGCUGAUUUACCGACCAUCGCACUGUGACUGUGUACGUUGUGACAACUGAUUUACCGAUCAUCGCACUGUGACUGUGUGGUGACUGCGUGAUUUACUGACCAUUAUGCUGUGUAUUGUGACAUCGACUUACUGACUAUUACACUGAGACUAUGUUGUGACUGAGUGACUUACUGACCAUUACACUCUGACUAUGAUGUGACUGAGUGACUUACUGACCAUUACGCUGUAAUUGUCUUUUGAUAGUGAUUUACUGAUCAUUGCACUGCGCACAACAGAAAAACUACAAUUUUGAAUUUCCAGGGCGAAGUUACGUGUAACAUCCCAUUUAUAAGAUGAUCAAUGACUUCAACAUUUUUUGUGUCUGUGUUGUGCAUUGUGCAACUCAUGUCGAAAUUUCGACAUUCUGUUAAUGACACACUCUGAUGACACACGGAGGCAUCAUAUACAAUAAUACGCCAGCUUUAUGUGCAUGGUUUGCUCCUAAUCGUAAUACCAGCUCCAUGACAUAAGAAAGUCGAAAUUUCGAAAAUAAAAAGUCGAAAUUUCGAUACCAACUGCAAGAAAGUAAAAAUUUCGACCUAAGAAAGUCGAAAUGUAGAGAAAAAAGUGGAAAUUUCGACAUAGGAAAGUCGAAAUUCCGACUGUUUUACCCCAUUUAUUUUUUCGCCGUGACACAAUUGGGCUUCCGUACAAUCCCAUUUAGAAAAAGGAAAAAUAUUUACAGAAUUAUAAGU
Messenger RNA from Liolophura sinensis, 1692 nucleotides. RefSeq lists its product as uncharacterized. The coding region runs from base 134 to 742 and encodes 202 amino acids. The record is from RefSeq and is a predicted model, not a curated record. Lineage: Eukaryota; Metazoa; Mollusca; Polyplacophora; Chitonida; Chitonidae. The transcript is spliced from 5 exons. Gene Ontology annotation, cellular component: membrane.